CUGCCCAUUCAGGAACUACUUUCUAUUUCAUUCUCGACUCGACGUUGUAAAUUCAACGAACUGUCCAUAUAGAACGGCGUGGAUUUCAACAAAAUUGUAUCUUCAACCUUAAAGUCUCAACAGUUGUUAUCCAUAGUGAUAGGAGGCAAUGAAUUCUGACGUUUUGUAUGGAUGCUGCGGAUGUAUAUUCUUGAUAAUUAUGUAGUGAACCCUCCGUCCAGAUCAAAGAGGGUGCACAAGGGCCACCAGGGGAGCGCGACUUCGGUUUCUCAUGAGAAAUUCCAUGAAAGACAGGCGCAAAAUAUCGGCUUGAACAUGGUUUUACCGACAAUCGGACGGAAUUGUUGCGAAAGAAGAACCCUUCUCUUGGUGCUGGUGCUCCUGGGUCUGGUUCUGAAGUGCCAGUGUCGGGAUCCAGACAGUUUCGUGUUCGAUCCGGUGCCCAUCGGCCAGGAUGUUUUGGACGGGCGUCGUGCGCUGAUGUCGUGUGGCGUGGUCGACCCUGUUGGACUGCAGUUUCACUGGGAGUUGGACGGGCGGAGACUGGCGAACACAACACGGAGGGGCAUGGUGGGUAGUAACCUCCAGUUUGACCCAGUGGACAAAGACGAGGACCAGGGCGAGUUUCGCUGUGUGGCGUCCAACGUCACCUCUGGCUACACCAAGAGCAGCGACCCUGCAUCAUUCAACAUCAGAUGGUUGGACGACACGGGCCGAGUACGUCUGGAGAACCCGAGCGCCGAGAACCUCCUCCAGGCCGGCAUCCCCAUCACGCUGCGCUGCCGCAUCAUGGGCAGCCCCACCCCGACCUACGCCUGGUUCCGCAACGGCGAGGAGAUGGACACGGGCGCCGACCCUCGCCUGACUGCGGCCAGGGACGGGCGCCUCACCAUCGACAGCAUCAGUCCCGACGACAACGGGGUUUACUCCUGUAGGGCCGAGAACAGGGCAGGCCAGGCCGUCAGCAACGAGGGCUUUAACCUGGAACUUCUUGACGAGAGCAUUCCUCGGCUGGUGGUGGGCCCUCAGGACGUGGUGGUGAAUAAGAAUGAUGACGCGCGGCUGGACUGUGUGUUCACCGCCGACCCUCCACCCACCAUCCAGUGGUACUUCAACAACGAGGGGCCGCUCACCAACAUGUCCAGGAUCUACCAGGGGUGGAACGGGUCCCUCAUCAUCCGCAGGGUGAAGAAGAAGGACGAGGGUCAGUACGACUGUGUGGCGACCGGCAGUAACGGCAGGGGCACUCCUGUGGUGGCACAGGCAACCAUCAGGCUCGCAUACCUUGGUCACCUGAACUCCCUGGAUCCCUACAUGGUUCCUGCUGGAGACAACCUGAUCGCUCGCUGUGUGCCUCCGGACGGUCUGCCUGAGCCUCUCAUCACAUGGGAGAGGGACGGAGCACCUGUACCCAGCAGUGGAAGGGUCUACACCACAGGUGAGCAGCUGAUCAUCAACAGGACGCAGGUGUCAGACAUGGGCAACUUCACCUGCGUGGCCUCCAACACUGCAGGCGAGGAGAGACAGAACAUGAUGGUGGUCGUUGCAACUCCACCUCAGUGGCUACAGAGACCAGAGGACACAGAUGCAGAUGAGGAUGGCCACGCCUACCUUCACUGCCACACCCGUGCCACGCCCAACCCCUCCAUAUCCUGGCACAGGACCUCACUCAGAAUAGACCCCGCAAAGGACAACAGGUACGAGGUGUUCAGUAACGGCACCCUACACAUCAGCCCGGUGCGUGUGCUGGAUGAAGGAGACUACUACUGCGCCUCGCAGACUCUGGCCGGCAGCAUCGAGGGACAGCUCUUCCUCAAUGUCAUAGAAAAGUUGAAGUUUUCCCCCUCGCCCGUCCCACGGACCCUGGAGCUGGGAGACACCGUUGCCAUCCGCUGUAACGCCAAGGGGGAGUACCCCCCGACCAUCCAGUGGCUGAAGCACAACGUGGCGUCGUCCGCCUGGCCUGCCUACGUACAGGAGGCCAACGGGACCCUGCAGUUUAACGGUGUACAGAAGGAGGAUGCAGGGCUGUACACGUGUAUCGCCUCCAGUCCACAGCAGGGGCUGAUCAAUGCUACCAUCAAGCUGACAGUGUUUGUGAAGCCCCAUUUCACAGUGACCCCCAAUGACACCACAGUUGGGGAGGGUUCCCAGGUCCUGCUGCACUGUCAGGCUGAAGGGGAUCCCGAGCCCAUCAUCACAUGGACAGGAACUGACAGCAAGGUGUACACAGAGAAAAGCUGUGAGGAGGAGGGAACACGGUUCUGUGUGUUACCCAACGGAACCCUGCGGAUCGUGAAGGCAGAGCCAGAGGACCAGGGGAAGUACACCUGCAUCGCUGGCAACGUCGGCUGGCUCACCCGCGAGGAGGUCAACGUCGUCAUUAACAAUGGGGCGGUUAGUGGCGUGGGUGCUGAUCCUGCCAUGCUGAAGACCAUCGGUAUCGCCUGCGGGUGUGCGGCAGCCUACAUCAUCCUGGUGCUGGGCCUGAUGUUCUACUGUCGCCGCCGUAAGCCCAGCGACAAGUACGAGGAGGAGGAGGGCACCAAGGAGGAGGCGGACAAGCUGAACGGGGCGGUGGCUAAGGAGGAGAACGGGAUCCACUAUGCUGACACCAUGCUGAAGGUUGACAAUGCCAUCCCGUUGAACAUGGUGAACAGCAGCUAUGGGAAGAGGAGAGGGAGCUACGACAAGCUGCAGUUCCCCAGACAUGACCUGCAGUCCCUCGGGCUUCUCGGGCGUGGAGAGUUUGGUGAGGUGUUCCUGGCGAAGGCUCAGGGGAUCCGGGACGGGGAGGAGGAGACCAUCGUGGUGGUCAAGUCCCUCUCCACGCGCGACGAGAACCUGCAGUUCGACUUCCGCCGCGAGAUGGACAUGCUCAGCAAGAUGAACCACGACAACGUGGUGCGCCUGCUGGGGGUCUGUAAGGAGGCCGAGCCCGUCUGUCUCAUCACGGAGUACAUGGAAUGGGGUGACCUGAAACAGUUCCUGAUGGCGACCCGGCAUGAGAAUGGCAAGAAGAAGGCGUCCCUCCCUCCGCUCAGCCUCAUACAGAAGAUCCACAUCGCCAACCAGAUCGUGCUGGGGAUGGAGCACCUGUCCAACCACCGCUUCAUUCACAAGGACCUGGCCGGCAGGAACUGUCUCCUCAACCCCCACCUGGACAUCAAGAUCUCCACGCUAAGCCUGUCCCGGGACGUGUACGCCACAGAGUACUACCACUACCACCAGCAGUACAUCCCGCUCAGGUGGAUGCCGGCUGAGGCCGUGUUCGAGGACGAUUGGUCGACGAAGAGCGACGUGUACGCGUUCGGGAUAACCAUGUGGGAGAUUUUCAACCUGGGGUGUUUGCCCUUCAAGGAACUAGACGAUGAGGACGUGAUGAAGGGACUGACUCUAGGAGAGCUGGAGCCUGAGGUACCUCCCUACUGUCCUAAGGAAGUGUUCGCGGUGAUGCAGAAGUGUUGGGCGGAGAGCCCCAAGGACAGACCCACCUUCAGCGACCUGGCUGUCGCUCUCUCAGAACUGGAGGUGGACAGUGAUGUGUGAUGUCCAGAGGAAGUUAAGGCGUUGUAACAAGGGGAUUGGUUGUAGAUGCAAACAAAAAUUCUGAUGUACGUGUAACAAAAAUAACAGUUACAUUAUUUGAUGCUGUCAACACUUACUGUUCAAAUAAAAGUAAUGUACAGGCCUGCCUUACGUAGAUAUUGGUCAUAUUGGCCAUUACAAUUACUUUGGUUGAGGAAGUUUUUAGGUCAAGUUUUUAAAUUUUAAUGUACAGUUUUGUUGACAGCAUCAGAUUGUGCCAAAGUGUAUCAAUAUGUAAGAAAUUACCUGAUGUUGCUAUAGUUACAUCCCUUUGUCAGACACAAUUGAGAAUGUUGUUGUUGAAGUAUGUUGGCUAAAUUUUAUCAUGAAUUGUUGGUGUAGGUCUUCGGACGAAAACCAAGGAAGCAACUUUCUCCGGAGGGAAUUAUAUGAAGUGCCUUGGCAUAGGGUAACCUUUUAUCAUCGACAAAAGUGAUGAGAAGGAAGAUUGUUUUUUUUUUCAACAAUCUUGGACGCGGGUUGCUGUUCAGCCACUUUUCUAUGAGUAAUCCCUCAGGAAGUACCGAUAGCUGCCAACAUAUACAAACACAACAUUGUGUAGUUAUUUGUUGCCAGACAGUGGAAAGCAGUCCCUGUAGGAUUUCCUCCUUACUGUGGGCUUGUUAGUUUGCUCACCAAAUGUGUACCAGUUACAUUAUCACAGGGUAAGCCAGUGGGGAGAUGCUGAAAUGAGCUUUUGGCCUUCUAUAUUUGAAGCAGUUUAAGACAUAAAUGUGAAAAAAGUUGUUGACCACAUCUUCCAAACCAACAACUGCCGAGAAACUUCAGCAAAACCUGGUGUGUUCAUGGAACAGUGGUGGAAAGACUUGUGGUAGGAAGUUGCAAGCCCCUUGAAAGUAACAAAGUAGAACACAGAUGUAGUUCAAAACUGACUUCUGCAAUAGACUGUUGUAUACCUCAACUGGGGUGAGCCUUCGUCACCAAGGGACCACUAUUUGUCAUUUUAUCAUGUGUCAUUUUAUUCUAUUGUGCCAAAGUGGAAAGGCUUUCUUCCAUGGUGCUAGAAAUUUGAGUAGAGUGCAUAAAAGGAUGAAAGAGAAAACAGAUAAAUAAGUAACUGUAACGUAAAUUAACAAAUAAGGACCAAGAUUGUGUAUUAAAGUGGUCAAAGGUGUAUAGGACGUGGGCACCUUGUUUACGUUUAUGUGAUCCUUGCUGGUCACCAUAUUUAACUGACUAGCAUUUUAUCAUGUGAAGUCCUCCAUUAAUAUAAGCAGUGGGGUCACACUGUAGUUGCCUAUUGAUUUUUUAAGUAAAUAUUGGAUGCUUGAUAAAUAAAUGAUGUAAGGACAUUGGUGUCUUUACAGAUUUCCAUGCUUUUGUAAAUAUAAGCUGUGGAUAUGGGUAGAAUUAUGUACCAAUGCAGACAUAUGCUGUUAAUUUUGAGUCAAGCAAGGUUUCCUUUUUUUUUUUAAUCUUUGCUUUUUUAGUAUACAUCCUUAAUGUUAUGAAGGUCUGCCAAGGGUGGCUCCUUUGUUAGCCCUUACAAGUAUGUUUCUGAUGACUGUCAUCUGGAUUAGGGCAGGUCACAUUUGUUUUAAAACAGGUUUGCAUUCUUCGCACAGCCGUGGAUGGUAUCCUUCAAAAUUCAGCUGUCUUGUUACAGGAAUGAUUGCCGUAGAUCCUUGUCAUUGUCAAUGAUCACAUGGACUCGCUGAAAAUCCAAACACCAAAAACAAUGUUGUAUGACAAAUGUGACUGACAAGAAGAUGUGAAAGGAACAUCUUAAAGGUAAAAGAAACAGGUCUGGGAAUUGUUGCCAUGCUGCUGUUGCUAUGUUCAACUUCUCAAACAAAGUGCCCGUCACUAAACAGCGGUGACAUUUGUGAACUUUCGGCAGGACUCUGACCAAAUUCUCUGCCAUCCUUUAACCAAAACACUAUUGGCCUGUCUCAGCCAUUGGCUUACAGAACUUUUCUCAUGGUUUUGAUUGACAGAACAUUUGCUAGUAGCAUUCAUUUUUUGGCAUUGUUCUGAUCGUUGCUGAAGACAAGUUUGUAUGAGAUGUAGCAUUUGUUGAAGUCAAGAACAACGAUGUAAAGAAGUUUUGAUGGCACCAUUUGAGUUUCAAAUGUUUUUUAAUAAUUUGAAAUCAGUGUUUCUAUUGAGACACUCCAUUCUGUACAUAAUUGUAUUUUGUUGCUAUUAUCAUGGCUAUGUUGUAAAUAUUGUAGGUGUCCUGUGAGAAGGCAGAGUAUUUCCUGACUUACAUGUAGUAGUGUGAGUACUAUGCAAAAGUGGUAUCAAAAAGAAUUAGAUCAUGACUGUUCCCUUUUUAUUUGCGGUCAGUUUCUAAAUUUCAGGGGUAUCCUGCCUUUUAACAUGUGUCAUCUGAUAAGUCUUUUUAAUGUAUUAUGGUAUUCUUACUUCUGUCAUAAUGUAAACUGUCACAGAGAUGAGACUUUAAAAGAUUGUUGUUGAGAUUCCAAACUUUUGCGGUCUAUCCAACUUUAAAGAGACCAGUCUCUAACAACAUUUUGGAACACACUAUGUACUCAUGAGUUACCCAAUUGGAUUUGUACAGUCUUGUUCAUAUUUUUUUUCGUUAAUGAUGUUGUCCAGAUUUGAUGGACCUUGGAGUUAGUGAAUUCUCAAUCAUCCUGGUGCAAGUUGUAGAGAAUAUUUACUUUAACGAAUACCUAAACACAUGAAGGAGUCAGUCUUGUCCCCUUUUGUAUCUCAUAGUAAGAUGUCUUACCCUUAUUACCGUUGUCCUAUACAUAUGUGUAUACAUAGUAGCCUAUUCUUGUUCUCUUUGUACAGACCUUCACGAGAUGUACAGUUGUCCAUUACUGAGAUCAUGAAAGAUGCGAGUGGGGCAACCAAAUUUUAUUCAAAAUGUAUGUGCGCAGGUUUUUACAGAAGUAUUUUUGUGUAAUUUAUUAGUGCAUACUGUUGUAAUGCUAAGUAAGUACAACAUUUAGUGGCAAUAGGAAAAAGCGGAGACAAUCGUUAGAAGAGAGUUUUGUAAGGAUGAUGCAGGUCUGAUGUUUUUGUCAGGACCCAUUUUUGAUCAGUAGCAAGAGAGCUGAAUACAGCCAGCAGUGGAAUUACUAGAGAGCGUUGACAUUUUGUAUUAGGAACCAUUUGUAUGGAUGGCAAUAAAGUGGCUGUGCCUUACAUUUGUACAGUUUA
This is a messenger RNA of Branchiostoma belcheri (Belcher's lancelet), 6744 nucleotides long. Its product is annotated as inactive tyrosine-protein kinase 7-like. The record is from RefSeq and is a predicted model, not a curated record. Bases 172 to 3549 code for a protein of 1125 amino acids. Gene Ontology annotation, molecular function: cell-cell adhesion mediator activity; protein kinase activity; ATP binding. The transcript has 17 exons. NCBI's taxonomy places the organism in Eukaryota, Metazoa, Chordata, Leptocardii, Amphioxiformes, Branchiostomatidae. Gene Ontology annotation, cellular component: axon; plasma membrane. Gene Ontology annotation, biological process: homophilic cell-cell adhesion; dendrite self-avoidance; protein phosphorylation.